GCACCCUACUUCCUUUUCGCUAUGACGUGCAGACUCGCCCACUAACAGUAAACACCCACGCUUGAGCUCCAGAAGAAAUUCCCAAAUGGAUAGCUCCAUGUACUAUGCGAGGGAGCGAAUUGCGGCCAGCACAGAGGCUAAUGUCAGGGUCAUCGCAUCGACCAUGGCCGCAUCUCUGGCCAACGGAACCGCUUCGCCACGCGCAGAUGACGGAGGCGUCUCCAUGAACAACUUUUACCCGGCGUUGGUUCAAUGCUUCGGCAUCAUCAUUUGCGGUUACAUUGCCGGACGAUUCAAGAUCAUUAGCAAUGCGGAAACCAAGGGUCUGGGCACUUUCGUCGGCACCUUCGCCCUGCCCUCGCUGAUCUUCCUGUCUCUGGUGGAGCUGAACUGGAACGCGGUGAACUGGAGCUUCCUCCUGGCCAUGACCGUCUCCAAGGCGGUGGUCUUCUUCUCCGUGCUGAUCAUCUCCCUGCUGGUUGCCAGGCCACUGAACUACGCCCGCGGCGGAUUGAUGGCCAUUUUCUGCACCCAAAGCAAUGACUUUGCCAUCGGCUAUCCCAUAGUUAUGGCUCUAUACAAGGAUGUGCAUCCGGAAUAUGCUUCAUAUCUGUAUCUAAUGGCCCCGAUCUCACUGGCUAUUCUGAAUCCCAUUGGUCUAGUGCUCAUGGAGAUAUCCAAGAUAAUCAAGAACAAGGAGGAUGUGACCCGUAAUCCACCACUGUGUCCUGAAACUUGUCCCGCAGAGCAGAUGGCCAAACGGAAUCGGUGCCUGGGUGAACGAUCUAUUCUCGUUUUUAACACCCUGGUUGCUCUGUUCUUCAACCCUUUGCUCCUGAUGACCUUGCUGGGUGUUGCUGGCGGUUUCCUCUUUCCGCACGGACUGCCCGAAAUGGUCUCCAGUACUUUGCGUGUCCUUGGACAGAGCUUUUCGGCCACAGCUUUGUUUCUACUUGGCCUGAAGAUUGUCGGAGGAACGGGAUCGGAACGAAAGAGUACAGGAUUUCUAUUGCCCGGAGUGCUUAUACUGGUUAAAAUCUUGGUGCUACCGCUGGUCAUCCGGCAGACGGUCAACAUUAUGCAGUCUGGCCAGAACUUCAACGACACCACCGAGCUGAGUACUUUCGGCUUUCUCUACGGCACCUUCCCAGCUGCCCCCGGGGCUUUUGUCGUUGCGACACAGUACAACAUGGAGGUUGAAUUGGUUGCCCGUAGCAUGGUUUUCUGCACAUUCAUCUCGGCACCGCUGAUGUUUAUAUCAGCCAAAAUGAUAUCGCUGACGAAUCUGAAGCCACUGGACUAUCUGCAUGAGCUGGACGCCUUUUCGUUUGACAUCAGUGUGGCCGGUGCGGCUGCCUGUUGCAUCAUGCUGGUAUUGUUGAUCGUGACGAAGCGGUUUAAGCGAAUGCCGCAGAGGAUCACUUUUUGUCUGGUGCUAUCGCAGCUCAUGUGCUGCAUAGGAGUAAUUCUCUGGUCCAAGAUGGAACACGUGCACCGUUGGCCCUUGUAUCUUCAGUUUUUCCUCUUCAAUAUUGGCACCUACAGCACUCGCCUGUGGACGGCUCUCUUGGCCAUUUCCCUGCUCUUCCUGCAGUGUCGCAGCUUGUGUUUUGUCCUAAAACUAUGGCCGUAUAUGUUGGUAUUUGCCUGGGCUGUGCCGGCCAUCAUUUCGGGUCUCUUGGUGGCCUUUGACUCAAAUGUGAUGUCUGGAGAAAAACAUAAUCCGAGCUUUCAGUACGGAAAUGCUCAGGCUGCCAUCUCAGUUUUUAUGCUUGUCAUGUGCUUUAUAGUCACUGUCGGCUGCUUGGUGCUGCAUCAGCGUUAUAAGAAACGCUACGAAAAGUACAUGACCUAUUCACGUGAGUUGUCCAAUCCGGAGUCGGAAACAUCAGAUUUGCACUCGACAAUAUCCACAACUAACUUAUUGAGUAAUACGGAUCAUUCGUCCAUCCGGCAGAGUGUUCGCACUGCAUCCUAUUCGUCCUCAUCCGACGAUGAAGAUAUGAUACCAACAGCUGCGGGAUUGCCAGCGAACAGAACGAAUGGUAAUAGCAGCGGAGGAUCAGGAGGAGGAGAAGGAGGAGGAGGUGGUUGUGGCUCUGGCAAUGGAACCUGCUGCUCGGGAGGAGCACCGGUCACCACUCCAUCGACAGCCAGCACCGUGGUUGUAGACAUUGAGGAUCUGUUGAAUCGCACUCGUCAACGCGCCAAUGGAGCCAACAAUAAAGAUCUGGACAAGAUCGAGAGUGCACCUGCUGCAGACGAAAUUCGCCAUCAAAUGUGCAGCAGCUCGUUCAAUUGCGGACCAAGUACCUCUCGACAAGGUUGUCAGACUAUUAUCGAACGCUAUGAGGAUCAGAACAGGCGUGGACUCGAGCCCCUAGAGCACCCGAGCGACACGGAUGAGCACCAAACCUUGAAGCACACUGUCUUGCUGAUCAUUCUGCUGUGCUCCAUGUUUGUCGGCCUGGCGGUGUCCAUUUGGACUCUGGUCAUGGAAGGAAUGUCGGGCAUUUAUCUGGAACUGAGUUUCCUCGAUGCUUUCCUAAACUUUGGUCAGGGUCUAAUUGUGCUGGCCGUGUUUAUAACCGACAUGGGCGAGCUACUGAGGCCAGUUGUCAAGCUUUGGCGCAAAAUAUGGUAUGGAGCCAAUGUGGUUAGUCUACCGCACUGGUCGAACGUGCGACCCGAAACCAAGCAUAUUUGUGAACAGUUCCGCAAUCAUCACUUGGAAAACUGCAAGAAGGAUAUUGCCAAGGACAGAAGGUGGCGCAUUCGAGUGUAUCGCAGGGUGUUCUACGGCACCGAGUUUGUCAGCUGGCUCAUCGAGGUGGGACUUUCCAAGGACCGAAUGGAGGCUGUUCACUAUGCCCGACAUCUGGUCGAUGGACGGGUCUUGAGGCACAUAAACAACGUUUAUCACUUCGAGGAUAAACUGCUGCUCUACAAUUUCUGCAGUCGCAUCUAGAGGCAGCUACUACAAAGAUGAAGCAACUACGCCAAAUUUAGUUUGAUUUCCUGUUUAGUUUAUCAUAUCUCUUGUAUGUAAUUUUGACUGCUGUGAUUGUACGCCAAACAAACACGCACACACAAUGCAGCCAAUUGUGUGUGGGUGAUGGUGAUGGCGAGUGGGAGGAUGAGCUAGUGAAUUUGUGUAUAUUGUCCAGGCAAUUUGCUUGGCAAACGAAAGUUUAUUUUUUAAAUGUUUAUUACUAAGUAGUUGACUCGGCUGACAGUGGCAGGGGGCUAUCAGCUGGAGCUUUAAAUA
Molecule: messenger RNA, 3268 nt
Organism: Drosophila takahashii
Lineage: Eukaryota; Metazoa; Arthropoda; Insecta; Diptera; Drosophilidae
Gene: anchor
Product: integral membrane protein GPR155 homolog anchor
Biological process (GO): negative regulation of BMP signaling pathway; transmembrane transport; intracellular signal transduction
Cellular component (GO): membrane
Source: RefSeq, a predicted model, not a curated record